UGCGCCGCGCCUUUUCGCCUCCACUUCAAAGCGCCCGGGUGCCUCCACACCACAGAGCGGCGACGAGGGGCGAAGGAGGAGAAAGGAGGACUAAGUUUCUGCUCAGGGCGCUGGAACCGGGCAGACGCAGGAUGAUUGCCCAUGGAGUAUAUCGUAACUGCGCUACAGGAUUUCAUGAAAUCUUAUUAAAAUGUAAGGUUUCUCUCUCUCUUUUUUUCCUGCAUUUGUUUCUGGCUUCUUCUGGCAAAGCUGAGAAUAAUUUCUUAGGAAAUUACAGAGCUGUGUUUAAUACCUCAUGUGAAGAAGUAUGGACUUUGUCACCUGCAACGUCUGUGCCUGCCCUAAUGAACUUCACAUUCUGCAUUCAUCUUAAACUAUAUGACCCAAAAAACGAUUGGACAGCAUUCGUCUACAAAAAAGAACCAGACUGCAAUCUGCCAGUGUCAGAUUGUUAUGAAAUUGGGCUUUCAGGAGGACAAGGCAAAUUGACUGUUUGGCUAUUUGGUGAAAAUAUAACCUGGGAAGAGAAACUGGAUGAGGACACCUGGUACCAGGUAUGCACAGGAUGGCGAAGUGAACCGCAGCAAGUGAAUAUAUAUAUAAAUGGUACAGAAAAAAUAAAUGAAAAAAUAAAUAUAACUCGGCCACUUGCUGCAGGUGGGCAGCUUUUACUUGGUUGCUCACAGAAGCCUGGCACACCCUCAAAUUCUUCAAAUGGAAUGGUUGGUGAACUGUAUUUGUUCAGAAUGUGGCCUAAAGGAGAAGUAUUCCGUACUCAAAAUUGCCAAGAUGGCGCCACUGUUCGCUGGAGGAAGGAUCACUGGGUCUAUAAUAAGACAGCACUGUACAGCAACUCUUUGCCAUGUGGCAAUGCUGGCCGUAUCUCACCAAAAUUUGGAAAAGCUCCAGGAAGUACACCAGAUGCAUCUUCAGAGGAAGCUCUGAAUACUGAAGACAGAACAAUAUACACUGGAAACACAGCUAUGUCAACUUCUACAACUGUGGUUGACAAUCAUGCAUGCAACUUAUCAUCUAUCUGCCAAGACUCAGUCUUCUACAUGGGCACUAUGAAAUUUCAGUCCAGGGGAAACAGCUCUAAUGCUUUCUAUAACUUAACACUCCAAUAUCCUGGGGACAGCACCAGUCAGUACCAAUUGCAAGAUACUUCACCAGUACUAAAAGUACCAAACAUUUCCGAUUUCAACCAAACCCUUCAGAGCAUAAGUGAGUCAUCCAUCAUACAGUGUCACGAAGUAAUCCAAAGAUCAGAGUGCAGUUUCACAAUAAAGGUGAAGAAAAACAUGGAUAUAAGCAGCAUAUUGUCAAAAUUGGAAGGGAAAGCAGAACUUAGCCUAAUAGAGUUGUGCUGUUGUCCAGCUUUUUGGCCUGACUCUUGUCCCUCAACUGUUGAAGAGCUAAAACCACUGAAAUGUGGUAUUUAUGGAACACUUCCUUGCACAAGCCCUAGAUCUCCUGACACAUCCGUUUUACCUGUUAUUCCUUCCACUAUGCCUUCUGAUGUUGUGACUCUGCAUGGGUAUCCUUCCUCUGAAUCAACCACUGCUUCACCUCCACCUUUGACUAAGCCAACCAUUGUUUCACCUCCACCUUUGACUGAGCUUACAACAAAUGACCUUGCUACAAAUACGGUUCUUCCUCUCACUGAACAAAACAGCGUUGUGCUUCCUUCUACAACUCCUACCAGUGCAGUUCUUCCUCCUUUUGAAACAACUAAUCCAGUCUUUACAACAGUGCAUUCCACAAUGGAUGCAGUACCUCAGACUACUUCCAAACCUACAGUAGCAGUUUCCCCAGCCACCUCAACUCCCAUGACCACUACUUUGGAUAUUCUUUCCACUACUGAAACAGAUGGAAGUCCGAGAACAGUCAGCAAAGAACCAGUGUUCCACAACAAGACCAACAUUGCCAACAGUACCGAUUUCGAGAACAUAGUUUCUGAACUGGAGCACAAUUUGACUGCACAAACAAUAUCACCUGUGCUUGCAAAAGCAAUGUUAAACACUGUUAAUUUUCUUCUAAAUAUUUCCGCAAAACAUAUAUCUCCAUUGUCUAAAAGAAUAAUAAAAAUAGUGGAUGGAAUUGGCUUAAAAUUGAGCUUCCCGGCAGAAUCCAUUAAUUUAAGCUUCCCUUCUCUGGCUCUGGCUGUGCAGAAAGUCAACAGCACCUCAUUUAAUGGAGUUUCUUUUGCUGUUGAAGAUUCUCCACACCUUCAGGUUGCUCUUGGAUCUGAAGUGCCUACAAAAAGUGCUGGAUCCAUUAUGCUUCCAUCAUCAGUCAUGACAAAUUUGUCACCAGAAGCUCAGCAUCAGGCUUCUAGAAUUACCUUCAACUUUUUUGAGAAGACAACUCUUUUCCAGGAUCCCUCACUGGACAAUUUGUCCCUGAUCAGUCAUGUUAUAUCAUCAAGCGUUGCUAACCUCACAAUUAGCGACUUGAAGACAAAUGUUACUGUCACACUACAAAAUGCCAGCCCUACUCAGGGGAAUUUUGUCAGAUGUGCCUUCUGGGACUUCAGUAAAAAUGGUGGCAAAGGAGGCUGGUCCUAUGAUGGCUGUGUAGUUAAAGAGAGAAGAACAAAUGCAACCGUCUGCAGCUGCAACCAUCUCACAAGCUUUGGAGUUUUACUGGAUUUAUCAAGAAACACCACUACUAUAUCUCCCACACAAAGGCUGAUUCUAACUUUCAUCACGUACAUAGGCUGUGGCCUUUCAGCCAUUUUUCUUUCUGUUACUCUUGUUACAUACAUUGCAUUUGAGAAAAUCCGAAGAGAUUAUCCUUCUAAAAUCCUCAUUCAGUUGUGUGUUGCUUUGCUUCUUCUGAACCUGGUUUUUCUCCUGAACUCCUGGAUUGCUUUGUAUAAGAACGAAGGCCUGUGCAUCUCAGUUGCUGUAUUUCUUCAUUAUUUCCUUUUGGUUUCUUUCACUUGGAUGGGCCUCGAAGCCUUUCACAUGUAUCUGGCCCUUGUCAAAGUGUUCAAUACUUACGUUAGGAAAUACAUCCUAAAGUUCUGCAUUGUUGGCUGGGGGGUACCAGCAAUUAUAGUAGCCAUUGUACUGAUAAUAUCUCGAGAUAACUAUGGACUUGGCUUUUAUGGAAAGUUUCCCAACGACUCAAAUGAUGAAUUUUGCUGGAUUAAAAAUGAUAUUGUGUUUUACAUCACGGUUGUGGGAUACUUCUGCACAAUAUUCUUGUUGAAUAUCAGCAUGUUCAUAGUAGUGCUGAUUCAGCUUUGCAGAAUCAAAAAGAAGAAGCAACUUGGUGCCCAGCGAAAAACCAGCAUCCAGGAUCUCAGGAGUGUUGCUGGCCUCACGUUCCUACUGGGAAUUACUUGGGGAUUUGCCUUUUUUGCAUGGGGUCCUGUAAAUCUUGCAUUUAUGUAUCUCUUUGCCAUCUUUAACACCUUGCAAGGUUUUUUCAUUUUUAUUUUCUACUGUGUAGCGAAAGAGAAUGUCCGCAAGCAGUGGAGAAGGUAUCUGUGUUGUGGAAAGUACAGACUGGCUGAAAAUUCUGAUUGGAGUAGAACUGCUACAAAUGGAUUAAAGAAGCAGAAUGUUAACCAGGCAGUAUCCACUUCCUCCCAUUCUUUGCAAUCAAACAGUAACUCCACUAAUUCCACCUCAAUGCUCAUGAAUAAUGAUUACUCAGCGCAAGCAAAUGGGAAUGGCAAUGUCUCCAGUGAGAGGAACGGCGUUUCUUUCAACGUGCAGAAUGGCGAUGUCCGACUUCCUGACUUUUCAGGGAAACAGCUCAUGUUUCAAGAGAACCAUGACACAGGCCCUAAGAAAUCUUGCAUUUCACUUCGAAGGACUUCAAAGAGAGGGAGCCUGCAUUUUAUUGAACCGAUGUGACAUUAUUAAAAGUUGCUAUUGUUUCACACAGUGACAUAUAGGUUUAUUUUAACCGUUUUACAUAAUGUGAGAAGACUACCCCCCCCGCCCCAGAAAAGGACAUUAUUUAAUAUAUAAUAGCAAAGCUUCAAGGCAGCCUCCGAUGGUCGAAAGAGUUUGUAUUGUUUUUUUCUUUUAAUGUCAGUGAAAUUAAUUGACAAGGUACGUUAGACGUAGCAUCGUGACUGGAAAACACGACCGGCUAAAUUGUGGGGUUUUUUUUUUUAACAGUGGGUGUUACAAGUUCCUUUUACAAGUUCAACUUUCAGUUAUGAAUAACUCGAAACAUUGUACAGUAAUGUUGUAUUACUAUAGAUAAUUAGAUGCGAAACUGAAAAUGAUGCUUAACAGUGAGAUCCUUUACAUGUCUGUUCAGAAAUAAGUUCCAAGGAACUUACUCCUAGAUAUGUGUGUAGGUUUGCCUACAUAGUAAUAUGUGAUGUCUGCAUCUUUUAAUAGGAUGUAGUCACAGAUAUAGUAUUGUAUAUAGACAAAACAACAACUACCUUUGAUUAUCCUUUAUAUUUAUUUCUUGUAAAUUAAGUUUAAUAUUCCUUUGUAUAGAAAAAAAAAUAGUUGUGCAGAGUUUGAAACCUUAUUGUAAUUAUAAAUUUAUAUGAAGUGAA
This is a messenger RNA of Podarcis raffonei (Aeolian wall lizard), 4534 nucleotides long. RefSeq names its product adhesion G protein-coupled receptor G2 (gene ADGRG2). Lineage: Eukaryota; Metazoa; Chordata; Lepidosauria; Squamata; Lacertidae. Gene Ontology annotation, biological process: adenylate cyclase-activating G protein-coupled receptor signaling pathway; cell surface receptor signaling pathway. The coding region runs from base 132 to 3869 and encodes 1245 amino acids. Gene Ontology annotation, cellular component: membrane. Gene Ontology annotation, molecular function: G protein-coupled receptor activity. The record is from RefSeq and is a predicted model, not a curated record. The transcript has 27 exons.